AGCGGUGGGAGACGGCGGACGCUUCUCCGAGCGUCAACAAACGUGGAAGCCGAUUGGCGAGGGACAAGUCUGUUCUUUGUCGUUGGAUUUUCGCCCCUGAAGCGGAGAACAGGCAAUACCGAAGGAGAGCCUCUUGCUGGACAGAACGUAAGAAGCCCAGCUGCGAAGAACAGAUGCUGCUGGUCGCUCCCGGACGAUUCUGCGACGACCUGUAUACAUACAAAGCGUGCAGAACUUGAAGAACCCUGUAGAGUCGCGUCAAAACACGUCUCCGGGACGGUGUGCAACUUGGAAGCUGAGAAUACACGACUGACAUGAAUGCUGUUGUGUUUUGUGCAUAUUGUUGAUCGAGAGGAAUCGCACGUUCGCCCGUCAUCGAACCAGGUCCGUCACUAAUCGCGAUGGCAUCGAGCAGAAGCACGAGAGAAGUUCUGUUAUCGCUAGUGGAUGAUAUUGAGUUAAUAGCAAAGGAGAUGAUAGAAAACACAAUCGCCCAAAAGCCCUCGAAGCUUUCGAGCAUGGAGCACGCCCAGUUAACCGAAUUGCUGGUUGCGAAGGACAACGAGUUAAAGGCGACGUUGAAACGGGCCGCCGAGCAAGCUAAGAUCAACCUGAAGAUGGAGGCGUUGAAAGCCGAGGUGGAAAGGCAAGAUCAGGAUAUUCAGCAGCUGCAGCGGCAGCUGAAGGAAGCGGAACAGAUCUUGGCCACCGCGAUCUACCAGGCGAAACAGAAAUUGCAGUCUAUCGCGCGCGCCAAUAAGAGGCCGGUACCUUCGGAGGAGCUUAUCAAGUAUGCGCAUAGAAUAAGCGCGACCAAUGCAAUUUGCGCGCCUCUAACGUGGCAGCAGGGAGAUCCCAGAAGGCCGUAUCCCACGGACAUUGAAAUGAGAUUAGGGUAUCUGGGACGAUUGAGCGAUCUACCUUUAAACGGCCAGUUGCUCGGGUCUCAUCCGGGUAUACCGUCUGACUUACAUAGGGCAGGACAUCCUGCCGGAGAACCACCCGUUUCGCAAUCGAACCAGUUCGCCUGGCAUCCGUCGGGAGAGAUUCAUAUGUCGGUCGGCGGGCAGGGUAGCGUGGCUGUGAAUACGCAUAAACAAGAAACGGAAGACGUCGAAGUUAUGUCCACGGACUCCUCGAGCAGCUCGUCCAGUGAUUCUCAAUAGAUAUAAGGCGUAAAUGUUAUUGCGUGUCAGAAGUGCGCAAGAUAUUUUUUCUCUGUAUGCGAAAUAUGACACGAGACUAUUCGAAACUUUCAUCGUAAUCGGUGCGUAAUGUUACAGCAACAUCAAUUGAUAUAAAUAAAAGGAGACAUACUUUUUAGCUAGAA
Messenger RNA from Vollenhovia emeryi, 1330 nucleotides. RefSeq names its product mediator of RNA polymerase II transcription subunit 4 (gene MED4). Gene Ontology annotation, molecular function: transcription coregulator activity. The record is from RefSeq and is a predicted model, not a curated record. Gene Ontology annotation, cellular component: mediator complex; core mediator complex. Gene Ontology annotation, biological process: regulation of transcription by RNA polymerase II. NCBI's taxonomy places the organism in Eukaryota, Metazoa, Arthropoda, Insecta, Hymenoptera, Formicidae. Bases 402 to 1166 code for a protein of 254 amino acids. The transcript is spliced from 4 exons.